Messenger RNA from Danio rerio (zebrafish), 4470 nucleotides. The record is from RefSeq and is a predicted model, not a curated record. Lineage: Eukaryota; Metazoa; Chordata; Actinopteri; Cypriniformes; Danionidae.
CAAAUAAUAUUUAUAAUAUCUAGCUAAAAAAGUCGUUUCGAUAUUGAGGUUCAGAAAAAAAAAAAUUUCAUGUUUCUUGAAACAUUUUCAUUGUAAACACGAUGUCGCUGCACUGUUGCUGUUCACUUUAAGGCGCACACAAGCACAAUCUCCAUGCUCUGCAUCCACUGUGCUGUUGGACAGAGACUGAAUCUGAUCAGCGGGCGGGAUCCACGGCACGGCGCUAUGGCGAUGCUCUGCUGGGCGCUUUUGAGAAUCCAAAUACUCCAUUCGCCUUUAAACACACUGCUAUAUUUCUUGUAAAAGACCGAGAAAACAUUGCAAUGGCUCCAAGGAGAAGAUGCCGUAUCGGCUUGGUCGUCCUCUCCGCGGUGUGGAGUCUCGCCUCGGCAGUAACCAGAUACUCCAUCCCGGAGGAGAUUCCAGUGGGCUCCGUGAUCGCAAAUAUCGCCGCGGAUUUGGGCCUGGACGCGCACAGCCUGUUGGAGCGCAAGGUAAAGCUGGAUUAUAUUCAUAGCAAGAAAUACCUAGAUAUAAAUAAAGACACCGGAGAACUGUUCAUCGCUGAGGAAAUUGACCGGGAAUAUUUAUGCCCGGCCAAAACAUCAUCAUUUUGCUUCCUCAAGAUGGAUGUGAUAAUCGAGAAUCCAGUACGCAUAUUUAAUAUCGAGUUAGAAAUAAUGGACAUCAAUGACAACGCGCCUCAGUUUAGGAGGGAGAGGAUACCGCUCGAUAUUUCAGAAUCAGCAACACCCGGAGAGAGAUUUUCUCUAACAAACGCGGUGGAUGCUGAUGUAGGAGAGAACUCAAUAGAGACCUAUUAUCUCAGUGAAAGUGAUGAGUUUACUAUCGAAAUCCAGUCUGGAAGUGACGGGACUAAAUAUGUAGACCUGGUGCUAAAAGCGAGUUUGGACAGAGAAAAACAAGCCCUUCAUACACUGACGCUCACUGCUGUUGACGGCGGCACACCUGCGCGCUCAGGAACGGCCAGUAUCAUCAUUCAAGUGCUGGAUGUCAAUGACAACGCCCCUCAGUUUGACCGACAGGUUUAUUCGGUUGACCUCAUUGAAAAUGCACCAAUUGGGACGUUGAUUAUGCAUCUGAACGCCACCGAUUUAGAUGAUGGCCUCAAUUCAGAAAUAACAUACUCUUUUACAUUAUACACAUCCGAGAAAACGCAAGAAAAGUUCUCGCUAGAUCCCAACAAUGGAGAAAUACGAGUCAAAGACGUGAUUGAUUUUGAAGAAGUCAGAAGUUUUGAGAUGUACGUUGAAGCCAAGGACAAAGCGGUUAAUCCGCUUUCUGGUCAGUGUAAAAUAUUGGUGUUCAUCACCGAUUUGAACGACAACCAACCUGAGAUUACCAUUAAAUCAUUUCAAAGUUCGAUUAAAGAAAAUGCCCCAAUAGGAACAGUCAUCGCUGUUAUCAGUGUGAGUGAUAGGGAUUCUGGAGAUAAUGGGAAGAUUGUUCUCUCCAUUCCCAAUGCUUUAAUGUUACCUUUUGCUCUUAAUAAGUCAUCUGAAGACUUUUUUGCAUUAAUACUUAUUGAAGCGCUUGACCGUGAGCAAAUCAACAAAUAUGACAUCACACUUCACGCAACUGAUAAAGGAACCCCUCCUUUGACUGAUAAUGAAACGAUUAGUGUUACAAUUCAAGACAUCAAUGACAAUGCUCCAACAUUCCCUCGGUCCAUCUACACCAUUCACCUAAUGGAAAACAACGAACCGGGUGCACUGCUAGCCUCCCUAACCGCUCGUGAUCCAGAUUUGCAUGAGAAUCAAUAUCUUGUAUACUUUAUAAUAGAAAAGGAAAUAGCCAACACGUCAAUGUCCAUGCUCUUCUCCAUCAAUCCUGAAAACGGCAACCUCUACGCUUUACGAACGUUCGACUAUGAAAGAGAGAAGGAGUUUCUGUUCCACAUCGAAGCCAGAGAUUCAGGUCUCCCUCCUCUCAGCAGUAACGUAACAGUUCACAUCAUCCUUAUUGACCAAAAUGACAACACUCCUCUCAUAGUUUCCCCAUGGCGUCCACAAGGCACAGUCAUCGAGCAGAAAAUCCCAAGGUCAAGUGAAAAAGGAUCUCUGGUCACCAAAGUCAUUGCGUUGGAUGCUGACUCCAUGCAGAACUCUCGCAUAACAUAUCAGUUUCUCCAGAUCACCGACACCCCUCUAUUUAGCCUAGACCAGUACAACGGCGAGAUCCGAACCACCAGGAUGUUUAGUUACAGAGACCCCCGAGAUCAGCACCUGGUCAUCAUAGCCAGAGACAACGGAGAACCUCCUCGAUCCGCCACAGUGACCAUCAAGAUCUCCACAGUGGAGCAGGUGGUCACGCAGUUAACCGAAACCACAGAGGUUCCAAUCGAAUUUGACCUGAUCACCGAUUUAAACUUGUAUUUGCUGAUCGGUUUGGGUUCAGUCUUGUUUCUCCUGCUCAUCACCAUCCUGGUCAUCAUCGUGCUGAAAUGUCAGGAGCCCAAACCCUCACAAGCAGCUCCCCAAGGAAGGAACAGCAUUGCCAGCCAGAGGAACUCGUCCACCAUUGCUGAUUCAACUCUCAUCUCGAGCGAUGCCUACUGGUACAGUCUGUUUCUGGCAGAGACUAGGAAAGGAAAGGUGGUUGUGCGGCAGCCACUUCCCAAUGGUACUGGGUUCAUUGUGUCGAGUAUUCCAGGAAGCGCUGCGCUGACUGAGACCAGUGCGUCAAGAUCUUCCACUUUACAGGAGUCCAGCAGUGAUUUACCGUGAUCUGGACAAGUUGACUGAUGGAUUACAAACUUCCGCACACAGUCUAUCCAUCCACUGGGACAAACUGAUCUUCUUUUCCUUCGUUUUCAGGGCUUCAUUCAAUUCAAGACUAUGAUGGAUCUACUUUGAAACCAACCCUUUUUUUUGUGUUUAGCUUUUAAUAUUCUUUCAUUUUUAGGUGUUUAUUGUUUUAUUAUUUCAUUCAAUUAUGUUACUCAUCAUCUUCCAAGCACUUGCAUAUCUUGUGUCAGACAGGAAAGACACAACUUCAUUCAAUUAUUUUCCUCAUCCAUGAUUCUUCUGCCUUUACUUUUUACAUAAUACAUUUGAAUUGACUGUUUGGAUAUCAAGACCAGCAUUGUGUCAGAUCCCAUAUUUGUGGCGACUGUAACAGAUAUAUGUCAGCCACUUGUAACCACAUUGAGCAUGACUUUGCAUGGCUAAGACAAACAAUGGACCUUUUGUAUCUACAAGAUUUCUAAAUAGACUCUGUGACAGAUACAGAAGCUAUUAUUCGUGACUACCAGAAGAACUUUUACCUUCUUGUGGUUUCAGUUACAAAUGAACUACAAAGCCAGCUGGUAAAUAGAUUGUAAAGAUUGAGUUCUGGUAGGAACGACACUCUAUUUUUACAUUGAGAAAACUUUGAUCAAAUGAGCACAAUCUAAUGAGCCAGGCAUUGUUUAUACCUCAAAACAAUUGGUUUUGACAGCUAUGUGGUGCACAUGUAUUAUAGGUGAUCCAUGUUUUUGUUUCCUCCAGUCUACUAAAUGGUAUAAAUUACCUGAAUAUUGUCUUAAGCACUUUGCUUUGUAAGUGUAUGUGAGGAUCUAUAGGGAGUUUUACACAUUUUGUCAUUAGAAUAAUAUGCAUAUGUUGUAAGAGAAAAUUCUGUGUUGGGAUUUUUUUUCCCUUCAAGGUGUCAACAAUAAUUUGGGCCAUUCUGGAAAUCAGAUUUCCAUGAACAAUACUUAUAAUCAUCAGAAUUUCUUUAUUGGGUACCAUAAAUAAAAUUACCUAAAAUUGCUAGCAAAUGUAACAAAAAAUGAGACACAGAGGGGAAAAAACAUUGAACAUGCCAAACAAGCAGAAUUGAGUGCAUGUACAAGACAUUAAAAUAAAAACAGCUGAACAUUGAACUAUACAUUUACAAAACAAAGUGUUCUUUGGGCUUAAAAAUUACACUGUGUCUACACACAAUGUUGCUUGUGUCGCAUUGUGCUGCAACAGCUAGAAGCUUCUGCACUGGUGAAUGUUUCAAAUCUGUUUGUUCUUCGCAUCAGAAAUAACAGGAGCACUCAAAGUACAUCAGAGAAAAGAAAGCUUAAGAUGUCCUGCCAGAUCCAGUGAUGAUAAAAUCACAGGUUUUACAACAGGUUUUAUAUCACCUUUGCACUAUCUUCCGACAAAUUAUUGGCACAUUUCGCCCUCUAGUGACAGUCACAUUGACGUUUACAAUUGGCCUUGGCUCAUUUAUCAUGGUAAAUGUAAUACAUUUCAUGAAUAAUUACACAUUGAUGAUUCAUGAACAAUGACCACAUUGUGGCUGAAAUAGGAUAAAAAUUUUUACACGAACAGUGGUCCUUGUGUAGCUUUUUUGAGGAAAUUACUUACAAAACGCUUCAAAUUAUACAAUUAAAAUCAAUAUGACCGAAAAUAUAUAACAGGUUAAAAUAUUAAUUUAAAGUUGUUGGUUAUGUCUAACAAUAUAUUUACAUUUUUU